Molecule: messenger RNA, 375 nt
Organism: Cotesia congregata
Lineage: Eukaryota; Metazoa; Arthropoda; Insecta; Hymenoptera; Braconidae
Source: the annotation of a GenBank genome assembly
AUGAAGAAAAUUGCUGCCGCAUGUGACGCCUCUACGCCACGGCUGAAAAAUCAGAGUUUCCACAGGCCGGCGUACUGGUGGUCAGUAGACAUAGCAGAACUUCGCAAAAUAUGCCAUCAGCUACGUCGCCGAGCAACGAGAGCCGCGAAACGCUCCCCAAGCCAGGACUUGUAUUUAAAAGAGUACAAGCAGGCCAAAAAGACGCUAAACCGAGCCAUCAAAGCAAGUAAAGCGAAGUUGUGGAAAGAGAUCUGCGACGAUCUCGACAAUGACAUCUGGAGUAAAGCCUACCAAAUUGUCGUCAAACGACUUGGAAAGGUUUCACCAGAGGCGCUGAAGUCUCCUGCCUUGAUGGACAAUGCCUCAGCAUUGUAG